GCUGCUGCUCAUGUGUCAUAAAUUUUGCAAACUAUAAUUAAUCAACUAUCUAUCAAAUUUUCAUUUAAACAUUUAAAUGUUUUAGUUUUAUUUUUAAAAAUUAUGACAGCUACUCAAUUUUUAUUUUUACAUGAAACUUAAAAUUUUGUAAAAAAUGGACGCAUAAUAAAUUAAUGGUAAUUAAUUUUAGUAAUAAAUCAGAAUAAAUAAUAAGAGGACUAUGAUAAAAAAAUGUAUCCAGCGAAUCACAAGACAAUUUUCGUGUUAGACCACACUCCCUACUUUGGAAUAUCAACAGAAAGUCCACUGGAGUUUGAAUGUUUGAAAAGUCGCGGACCGAAUCAUAUUCCUCUGGCACCGAUUUGCAAAUCGCUAUGGACUACAAGUGUAGAAUCGUCAAUGGAGUACUGCCGCAUCGUCUGGGAUUUAUUUCCCUCUGGCAAACUGGUGAGGUUUGUGGUGAGCGAUCAUGCGGCUCAUAUUCUAAACACCUGGAGUCCUACCCAGCAGAAUCUAUCUCACAUAAUGAACGGAAUGGCAAUCAUUGGAAUACCGCCGAGGAAUCAUCAGCCGGGUGUUGACUACUCGGUGAUCCACGGGCUGAGAGUCGCGAUCGAAGCUCUGACCGAGUGCUCAGAGGUCCAGCACUCGAUAAGAACUUCGUUGAAUGAAAAUGACAAUAAAUUAUUGAACCGCGGGCGCAUUGUUUGUAUCACCAGCGCGCGAGACGACAUAAAUAUGAAGAGCCUGGAAAAUAUUUUUUUAAAUCAGCUCGCCCAGCAAAACAAAGUCGCCAUGGGCUCCGAUCACUUGAUGCCGAUACAUCAUUGUCACCUGGUGAUUUUGAAUAUAUUUCCUAUCAAUAUCGAAUCUCAAGUCACCAAUCAAAGUCCCCGAGAGCUGUCGCCUUUACUGACAAUGGAAGUUCAUUCUAUGAAAGCAACGGCACUUCAUUCAAAAUUAUCCCACUUAAUUCUAUCACACUACGAUUUAUCGAGUACGACAGUGACGGGGAUACCAAUGAAGGAGGAACAAAAUGCCAGUUCAUCUGCUAAUUAUGACGUUGAAAUUUUCCAUUCAGUCAAUGCGCACUCCUCUAUUUUAAACGGCAACCCCCAAGACUCUGCGCUGCUGAAAACAUUCCGUAGGUUCGAGGAAGGAUCAGAGUACGAGACAGUGACGUUAAAAUGGUGCACACCCCGGGGGUGCAGUGCAUCGGAAAUGCAAAACUGUACGGCAAUGCACCGAAUAACUCCAGUGGACGUAAAUAGUCGUCCCUCUUCUUGCCUGAUAAAUUUUUUGCUUAACGGUAGAUCGGUGAUGCUGGAAAUGGUCCGCAAGAGCGGCGGCAAAACAAUAUCACACUUGUUAGCAUCACACGGUGGUGAGAUAUUUAUUCAUACGUUAUCGACUGCGCGCAGUGUCCUCGAAGACCCGCCGUCAAUCAGCGAGGGCUGCGGCGGCCGCGUCACCGACUACCGGAUCACUGACUUCGGUCUUUUGAUGCGUGCCAACAUAUUGGCGCCGCUAAAACGCGCUAGUAACAAUGAAGAAGACGAACUCGUUCCUAAAAUGAGAGCAAGACUCGAUCGGCACACGCGGUACUGGCCGAUGUCGAUAUCAAGUACGCUGAUGUUCAAUUUGAAACAGAUAAUUGAUCCACUUCCGGAGUUGAUGGUCAAAGAGGAAAUAACUAAAGAAGAACUGGUUAAAUGCAAGCAGUUGAUUUUCAGUUUACUGCAGUUGGAGUCCAAGCACGAGACUCUGGCGUUGCCGAACCUCGGGGGCGGACGUGGAGGCAAAAGUACGAUCCGUCGAGAAGAACAUUAUCGUCUGCUGUGGGAAGAACUUGAAACUUUUUUGAAAGCACAUGCCAAUAAUUCGCCAAUGCACUCUGAGGUACUCAAUUGUCUUCUUGAAGUCAGGAACAAGGAUGACAAAGACAAAGUUGAACUUGAUACGGCGAUUCGUAAAUUAGACGGAAUCGGGAAAGAGGAAACCACAGCACGGGCGAGUGUAAUCCGUGCGACAACCGACUCCCCGAUGUCACCGCCCGCGUGUACGGCGACUCCGAUAAAACAGGAGCGUAAGCCCAGCAUCUCCAAGAGUCUCCUGGACAUUUGGCUCCAACGAAGUGCUCCAAAAGAUCGCCGACCCGAGUUCCACGGUCGACUCAACAGCGACGGACCGCGAGCUAAAUUGUACCCUAAUUUAAAAGAAACUGGCCGGGAGCCUCGCGAAACUCUCGUCGAAACCUAGUUUUAAGUAUAUGUACUAAAAUAAUCCCCAGCUACUAAUCAUUUAUCUUGUAAAUACAUAAUAUUUUUUGACAAUUACCUUAAAUUUUUUAAAAUUUAAAUUACCUCUAGUAUAUUUUAAAUUAAUUAUCAUAAUUUAUUCAGAAAUAUGCGCGUGAUUAAAUUUGACGUAGAUAAAUAAAAUAAAAAAAUAAAAACCAGGAAAAAAUAAAUUAUUAAAAUAGAGGAAAAAAGUCUGCGUGAUUUUUUCCAUUAAAUAUUUUAUUUAAAUCGCGUGCGUCUAGUGGCUGUCUGCAUGACAGAACACAUAAAUACUAUAUUUGUAUAUUUAUUUAUAUAUAUAAAGAUGGAUACAUUGACCCCUAUCGAGUACACAGAACCCGCGGUGUUAUCUCCAGCUGAUGCAGAGCCAAUCGAUGCCAGAACUCCGACACCGCGGUCACAAUAACACACCAACUUAAGCCUAGCGAAAGUGCGGGAAGAAUAAGAAGAGUACCAGCACCUGGUUGAUGGAGACCGAGAGAAGGACAAGGGGACUUAGCAAGCUGAUGAAAAUUAUUGCGAUAGAGAGCGACGAGGAAACCCGCGGGGGAGAGACGACAAGGGUAUAAAGAGUAGAACAAGAGCCAGAGUCAGUCAGAGUCAGAGGAUGAGGAUGAGGUGGUUGGGAGAAGAGAAGGAGGAGUAGGAAGAGGAAGAGGAGGAAACGUGGGGACAUUGAGAGUGCAAGUGCGUGACGUAACGGUUCAUUCAUCCCGAGACAGACGAUAUCCCUGGUCAAUGGUUCGUAUUGUACACAUAUAUCUCUAUAUAUAUAUAUAUACUACACUUGGUACGCGCUACGUUCUGCUACUGCUGAUGUAGUACACACAUAUUUAUAUUUAUAUAUAUAUCUAUACAGGUUGGAUUAAUUUAUUGGUGGACGUGUUGUAUCAACACGAUCAGCACACGAUGUUGCAAGCCCAGGUUUACUUUAUUUGUUACCUUCCUCGUGGUAUAUUAUAUUAAUACCACGUUGUGAAUUAUUAAUACUACAGGAACCUGAACAAUAUUGAUGUCAUUGCACUUGUUAACUGUCAUGGCCAUAUCAAUUCAUUGACAUCAAUGAUAAAUAUCAUCAGCAUUAUUUUAUAAACUUCAGUAAAGUUGAGCAAUACUGUAGUAAUUUCAUUUAAUUGUGGAUUUAUAUUUUUAGAUUUGAUCCUGGUAAAUAUUUAUUUGUGAAUUGAUGUAACAUUUAAUUUAAGAAAGACGACGGUGAAAUUUAAACUUUUAUAGCGAUAAAGUUAUCAGCCAACUGAUAAUAAUAAUAAAAUCAUAUAUUGAUUUUACAGUAUUGCAGCUUUAUAUACGCGGAAAUAACGAUCCGCUGUACGGUUGGUUUACUUACUGCCCGUACCGAGUUUAUAAUUCAUCAGUCUUUUGUAUCUAGAUCUAAUAAUAAAACAAAAUUUUUUUAUACCCAG
This is a messenger RNA of Microplitis mediator, 3724 nucleotides long. It is a transcript of the gene asun, whose product is annotated as integrator complex subunit 13. Bases 232 to 2259 code for a protein of 675 amino acids. Gene Ontology annotation, cellular component: integrator complex. Lineage: Eukaryota; Metazoa; Arthropoda; Insecta; Hymenoptera; Braconidae. The transcript is spliced from 8 exons. The record is from RefSeq and is a predicted model, not a curated record. Gene Ontology annotation, biological process: centrosome localization; regulation of mitotic cell cycle.